AUGAUGGAACGGCAGAAUUCGAAUCUGUAUCCUUCGAAUCUAACAGACCUUUUAGCUGUGUCGGCGUACCAGCAAAAUGUGGACCGAUUAUCGGCGAUAUCCGACGGCGACGACAAAUACAACGGCGAUUAUACCGAUAAUGUGGACCGAUUUACCGAAAACGUCGAUCGAUCAUCAUCGCCAGUGUCAACUUUGGACGACGGAGACAGUAGCCAAUCGGCUUUCGGAGUCGAUUUGACAGGCAAAGGGACGAAUUUAGCAGGAAAAUCGUUUACAAUCGCUGCGAUACUCGGUUUAACGAAUUCUGAAGAGGACGUCAUGAAUCUGAGCGUGCAGGAGAGGUUGCAGCAGAAUCAGAGACAGCUGCAAAACUAUUUGUAUGCUGGACAUGAUGUCCAGAGAAUUAACGAGGGUUUCUGCAGAAGUAUAGUUGGAGUGCCGACGGGGAUGAGGCAAGACAGUCCGCGGCCGGAGAUGAGACCACAAGUGGGACAGAUGAAGACCUCGAGAAGUCACUCUAUGACGUGUUCUAACAGUUCCGGUCGAAGUAAGCGAAUACGUACAAUUUUUACCCCGGAGCAGCUGGAGCGGCUGGAAGCGGAGUUUGAGCGGCAGCAGUACAUGGUCGGCCCGGAGCGACUGUACCUCGCUCACGCACUGCAACUCACUGAGGCACAGGUCAAAGUAUGGUUUCAAAAUCGACGCAUAAAAUGGCGAAAACACCACCUUGAAGUGACACAGCAGCGGUUAGCUGUCCUGCAAAGACAUCAGCCACACGACAGAGAUGAUGACAUCUAAAACACGAA
Molecule: messenger RNA, 806 nt
Organism: Spodoptera litura
Lineage: Eukaryota; Metazoa; Arthropoda; Insecta; Lepidoptera; Noctuidae
Biological process (GO): regulation of transcription by RNA polymerase II; central nervous system development; neuron differentiation
Cellular component (GO): nucleus
Molecular function (GO): RNA polymerase II cis-regulatory region sequence-specific DNA binding; DNA-binding transcription factor activity, RNA polymerase II-specific
Source: RefSeq, a predicted model, not a curated record